AGAACUUGUCACAUGACAUGAUGCGGAAGAACUACAAUCUCAUGCUAUAGUUGCACAGGACAGUCUAUCUACCAUGACUAUGAAGGAGGAAGCACCGAGUGUCCCUGAGUGUUACAUCUCAGAACAUGAAGGGUUCUAUGGAACCAUCAAGAACUCCACCAGAGACUUUGUAGUCACAGAGAUAGACAUCCAUGGCCAGAUGGUCACUAAACCCAGUGUAUCUGAUGUUCCUCAAUCAUCCAACAUUACUGAGGCAUGCCCAGGUGCCAAGUCUGAAGGAAAGACAAAUAUUAUUAGCCCAAAACAUCAACACAACCUCAAAGAAGAGAAUUGUCCUCCGGUUGUAAAGGAUGUGGAUUCAGAACCUGGACCCGGUCAGAAUGGUGACAUCACAUCCACCGCCAGCCAAGACUGUUUUGACCUGAGAAUGAUACUGGGUCAGGUUGCCUGUGAAGAGCUAGAGCAGUUCACUGCUUUAUUGAGAGAGGUGUCAUCAAGUCCCAAUGAUGGCGUUGAGAAGAAUCUGGCCAACCAAGAAUCAUCCAAUGGCAGUGAGAAGAAGAUGGCCAAUCAAGAGUUGUCCCUGGGUUCAUUCCCAGACAAACACCAAAGAGCUAACGUUCACCGUGCUGUCCGACACAACUUUCCCUUCCUGUUGACAGUAACCAACCAAUCAGAGAUCAGGGUUAAGGAGGACCCUGCCUUUAAGCUCCUAUCAGGUUUGGUCUCUGAGGAGGAGGCCGAAGACUUUAUCAGGUUCAUCGACACCAAGAUGCCUAACUCUGUGUACACGUUCAGGGGUGAUGACAGUAAGGAGCACAGGACGGCAGUGCACCACUUCCUCAGUAGACGGUUUGGUAAACUGGUGGAGACCAAGAGCUUCAGUGACCAGCAGCAGAAGACUACAGCCAUUACGGUGAGGUUGAGAGAAAAAGGGAAACCCAGGAAGAGGACGGCUGAUGAGAGUAAAGAUGAAGAGGUCUAUACAGCGUUCACUCUGAGGAAGGAGAGCCAAGAGACUCUGGAGGCUAUCAGCUACAUGGCAGCUGUCCUGGGGGUGCUGCCCUCUGACUUCACCUACGCUGGCAUCAAGGACAAGAGGGCCGUCACCUACCAGUCCAUGGUGGUCAAGAAGAUCUCACCACAACGGCUGAGAGAGAAGACCAGUGAGUUUGAGAAGAGGGGGGUGGUCCUCUCCUCCGUCCGCUCCGUCUCUGAGCCUCUUCAUCUGGGUAGACUCCAGGGGAACCACUUUGACCUGGUGGUACGGGAUCUGAGACCACACCAGGGUCAUGGCACACUGAUGGAGCUGGACUCACUGGUGCAGGAGGCUGUGGAGAACGUACAGGUCAAGGGGUUUGUGAACUACUAUGGACCUCAGAGGUUUGGGACUGGACAGAGUGUUCAGUCUGACUGCGUCGGACUGGCCCUGCUCAAAGAGGAAAUGGUGGCAGCUGUCCGUCUGUUCUUCACACCAGAAGAGGGUGAUGACUCUCAGAACGUUGCCAAGAGACACUUCCUCCAGACUGAUAAUGCCAAGGAGGCCCUGUCUCUGAUGCCCAUGUCCAAGGCCAGAGAGAGGAUGAUGCUGAGGGCCCUACAUCGCUAUGGGACAGGCCCAGAGGGCUGCACCCGUGCCUGGCUCAGCCUGCCACAUGGGAUGAGGGUCUUCUACCCCCACGCAUACUGCAGCCGGGUCUGGAACGAGGCGGCUGCACACAGGCUGACCACGCUGGGCCACAGGGCCAGGCAGGGAGAUCUGGUCUGGAAGCAGAGGGGAGAGGAGGGGAUAGAGGCGGGAGAAACCAGCUUACCUCAGAUUCAUGUUGUUACUGCUGCAGAGGAGGAGGAGGAAGUCUACUCACUAGGACAGGUGGUUCUUCCCAUGCUUGGCAACAGUGUGAAGUACCCAGAGAACCCUGUAGGGGGCUGGUACCAGGAGAGACUGGCGAGGGACGGACUACAGAGCUGUCGUUUCAGAGUCACUCCUCUCAAACUGAACCUCCCUGGCUGCUACCGUCCCUUACUGGCCAUCCCACAUAACCUGACCUACAGGCUGGAGCAGGGCCAGAGAGCUGGGGAGAGGCAGCAGGAGUGUAAUGGAAAGUCACAGGCUAGUGGAGCGGUACCACAGCAUCCCGGCACAGACACACCUAGACCUGGAGGUCUGGAGAGGCAGAGAGGAGGGGAGUCAGCGGUGCUGUACCCUGACACAGACACAACUAGACCUGGAGGUCUGGAGAGGCAGAGAGGAGGGGAGUCAGCGGUGCUGUACCCUGACACAGACACAACUAGACCUGGAGGUCUGGAGAGGCAGAGAGGAGGGGAGUCAGCGGUGCUGUACCCUGACACAGACACAACUAGACCUGGAGGUCUGGAGAGGCAGAGAGGAGGGGAGUCAGCGGUGCUGUACCCUGACACAGACACAACUAGACCUGGAGGUCUGGAGAGGCAGAGAGGAGGGGAGUCAGCGGUGCUGUACCCUGACACAGACACAACUAGACCUGGAGGUCUGGAGAGGCAGAGAGGAGGGGAGUCAACGGUGCUGUACCCUGACACAGACACGCCUAGUUUGACGUUGAACUUUGACCUGGACUCUUCCUGCUACGCCACCGUCUGCCUCAGAGAGGUCAUGAAAUGUGACCCUUAAACUGGAGUCUCAGAUGCUGUAUGUACUACUGUGUACAGUAUUUUGAUUAGUAUUGUGUUGUGUACACAGUCUGGCCUCUUUUGUGUAGAUGUAAGAUACUGCUACAGUAUUGUGAUCAGUUUGCUGAUUCGUUGCCUGAUUUGUCAGACAUGUCGUUAAUAAAAGAAUGCUUUGUUAAUUUA
This is a messenger RNA of Salmo salar (Atlantic salmon), 2832 nucleotides long. RefSeq names its product pseudouridylate synthase PUS7L. The record is from RefSeq and is a predicted model, not a curated record. Gene Ontology annotation, molecular function: RNA binding; pseudouridine synthase activity. Gene Ontology annotation, cellular component: nucleus. Gene Ontology annotation, biological process: pseudouridine synthesis. NCBI's taxonomy places the organism in Eukaryota, Metazoa, Chordata, Actinopteri, Salmoniformes, Salmonidae.